Salmo salar (Atlantic salmon) is the source of this 3713-nucleotide messenger RNA. RefSeq names its product ubiquitin-conjugating enzyme E2 R2. Lineage: Eukaryota; Metazoa; Chordata; Actinopteri; Salmoniformes; Salmonidae. The record is from RefSeq and is a predicted model, not a curated record.
GGCAUCAAGCUUUGUGGGACCAGCUUAAGCGACUUCAGUUGUGACACGGUGAAGCAGCUGCUGUAGUCAAGUAAGACUGAGGAGGGGAGCUCUUUCCCUACUCUGUCGGACAGUCGUUCAUUUGUUUGUGAUUUCUAGUUUGCUUUGACUAUAAACAUUUCCGUUGCUCAAAUCUGUCUUUGAGUCAAUGAGGAAGCGUCCCGUUGCCCGCCAGGGGUAGAUCAACAACAGAUUAGCGAGAAAUGCUAGCAAGCUAGCUUUGGGUUGGUUGUAAGCGAGAGAUUUACGGGUUUGUUCGAUCACAGUGGAAGAGAACCGAACGUAAUAACAGCGGAGAAUUGUAGAGAUUUUGUGAGGGGAAACGAGUGAACAAGCAAAAGGUUUCUGGGAGGGUGGUUUAAGUAUCUAGCUAGCUACCUUUUAUAUAAAAAGCUCUAGAUAGGUAUUUUAAACAGAUCGUCGCGGAAUAUGGCUCAGCAUGGACAUCAUCAUGUAGCCAGUUCCCAAAAAGCACUCAUGCUAGAAAUGAAAAGUCUUCAAGAGGAGCCAGUUGAAGGGUUCAGGAUAACUUUAGUGGACGAAUCGGACUUGUACAACUGGGAAGUUGCUAUAUUUGGACCACCAAAUACUCACUAUGAGGGAGGUUAUUUUAAGGCUCGGAUCAAGUUCCCCAUCGACUAUCCCUACUCUCCUCCGGCCUUCCGCUUCCUCACUAAGAUGUGGCACCCCAACAUCUAUGAGAAUGGGGACGUGUGUAUCUCCAUCCUGCACCCCCCUGUGGACGACCCCCAGAGUGGAGAACUGGCUUCUGAGAGAUGGAACCCCACGCAGAACGUCAGGACGAUCCUGCUGAGUGUGAUCUCUCUGCUCAACGAGCCCAACACCUUCUCCCCGGCCAACGUGGACGCCUCCGUCAUGUACCGCAAGUGGAGAGACAGCAAGGGCAAGGACAGAGAGUAUGCAGAGAUCAUCAGGAAGCAGGUCCACGCCACCAAAGCAGACGCUGAGCGCGACGGUGUGAAGGUGCCCACCACCCUGGCAGAGUAUUGCGUCCGCACCCGCGCCCCGCCCCCCGAUGAGGGCUCCAACCUCUUCUAUGACGAUUACUAUGACGACGAGGACCUGGAGGACGAAGACGAGGAUGAUGAGGACUGCUGCUACGAUGAAGAUGACUCGGGAACCGAGGAGUCCUGACGACCCACCAUCGCCUCACUACCCCUUCCUCUCCCCCUUCAUCCCCCCUUAAACUGAACUCAUACUCCAACCCCCCCCCACAGCAGUGCAGCCACACCUGCACGCUAAACCCAGAUGCAUUUUGAAAGAAAGCUACAGAUUUAGUUUGUCCAUUUUGUUUCUGGUGUUUUUAUUUUCCUGUCUGUGGAGUGUUAGAGCUAAUGCUCUACAAAUGAUUCCCAUGGUUUGCUCUCAAUGACCGCUUGCUUUUUAAAGUUUUGGGUAAGGGCUCUGUCUCCUGUAGAGUGUAUAUCCAGACACCGAGGCAGUGUGGAGAGAGAGGCCUGAGCUAGUAGUGUUCAUCUGAACUUGGUGACCUCUCACCUGGUUGACAGCCUUGUGAUGCCGGCCUGCCUGUCACAUGCUGAGGUUAAGGGGACCCCUGACAUUUCACUAUUGGGUCUGGGGUUGCUCACAACUGUCUGCUGAGCUCCAGAGCCUACUAUUACUGUAGGAAUUGGUGGUUUGUAAUGGUAAGGGCAUAUUGCAGACAGUUGAUGUUCUGAUGCACUCUUUUGGAGACCUCAUACAUUUUAGUCAUUUAGCAGACACUCUUAUCCACUAUUUUAUGUAACCUUUAUUUAACUAGGCAAGUCAGUUAAGAACAAAUUCUUAUUUUCAAUGACAGCCUAGGAACAGUGGGUCGGGCAGAACGACAGAUUUUUACCUUGUCAGCUCGGGGAUUUGAUCUUGCAACCUUUCGGUUACUAGUCCAACGCUCUAACCACUAGGCUACCUGUGACUUAGUUAGUGCAUUCAUCUUAAGAUAGCUAGGUGGCACCACCACAUCUCAGUCAUAGUAAGUACAUUUUCCUCAAUAAAGUAGCAAAGUCAGUGCUAGACACCGAUUUGUUUUUUAUAUAUAUUGUUGGUGUGAGGAGUAUGGGUAGGGACUCUGCUGUCAUAGCUUCAAAGGGAAGCUGGUUCCGCCAUUGGGGUGCCAGGACAGAGAAGGGCUUUGACUUGCCCUCCUAUAGGGGUGGGAGGGCCAAAAAAACCAGAGGUGGCAUAGCGGAGUACUCUGGUUGAGGUGUAGGGUUUGAGUAUAGCCUGAAGGUAGGGAGGGGCACUUCCUCUUGCUGCUCCGUAGGCAAGUACAGAAAGGCAGUGAUCAGAGCUGGGGGGGUUUUACCCAUGGCCUGAACAACUGGGUUAAAUACACAGCUCCUAACUCUGAUCACUACCUCAUGGAAUUCCUCACCACUGAUCACUUAAAGAUGGGAGUUGAGGAAUAAUUGUCUCAAUGUGUGUAUAUGCAUGUUUGGGUGGUGGGUCAUUAUUUUAUUCAAAUGUAGUGCAGGAAUGCUUUGCUACGAGAAAAUGUUUGCAUUAUCUCAACAUCAGUCCCUAUGGCAAGUCUGUAACAGUGAUGUCUUGCACAUAAGCGAUUUUGAAUUAGCUGAUUUGCUUAAACUCCUCAGUCACUUUACCAAACAUAUGUCUGUAGAAGUGCUUGCAACGGAAGUGGCUCCCUCACACAAGAUUUGACACAUUAAAUAGAAACUAUUUAACAGUAUUUAACACAACCCCACGUUUGUGUUGCUUCAGUAGUGUGUAAAUGCUCAUUCAUCGUUACGCCUUGACUAUUUGAUGGGAAAUUUGAGAGAAGGGCAUUUCCCAUCGUAAGAAUGCUAGGUAUGUGGAGUGUUGAGUUUUAGGUCAUACAGCCAUCCCACUAGCAUGACGGUGUCCAGCUCGGUAUAGGGCUGUAGGAAAACACUUGAUUCCCAUAUACUCCGUUAUAACUAAGUUGAGUGGGCUUCUUUUGAUGUAGUCUUCUACUUCAAAAUGAAUAAGGUGUGAGCAACUGUUUUUUCCCCCUUACAUGUACUUAGUGCUCUGAUUCUUGACCUUUUUGUUUUAAACACCAUAUCAUGGGGGUUAUUCAUUAGACUUAGUAGUACAUUUACCACCAUUUAUUUUUUCAAUUCAGAAACAUUUAGUUAUUCUACUGUAUUUUUCCAAUAGAGGAAAAUAGGUGAUUUACUGGAAACAAAUGUACUUUUUGUGUUAACAUCUUGAGUAUAAAGCAUGUAUACAUCAAUCUAAUCAGGAAUUUUUAACUGUUUUUACAUUCUACAUAUGGCUGUUGCGUUUCGUGAACAACCCCCAUUUUGUUUUAAGGAAGUGGGAUUUCAUUUUGAGAAGUUGCCAUUUUCAUAAUCUACUGUAUGUUUCCUCCCAAUGUGCUACCUUCCUUCCCAUCCAUACAGACUUUCUUUUUGGUGGUGGCAUCACCGAGGGACCCCCGAUGUUAGUAAGGAAAACAAAACCACAAACUUUUUCACAUCGAAGUGAAUCUCACCACAGCCUCUCACUGCGUGUGGACAACUGUCCCCCCCAACCUAUCACCUCUGCUUCAAAGACUGUAUACAAUCUGGAUAUUUUGACCAUCACUUAAUUUUUUUCUUGUUUGUAUUUUUUAUUUUAUUUUUGGUUUGUAAAUCUAUUUAAAACCAAAAUAAAGAUCUUUCUUAGAA